Messenger RNA from Tachyglossus aculeatus (Australian echidna), 816 nucleotides. Its product is annotated as basic proline-rich protein-like. The coding region runs from base 1 to 816 and encodes 271 amino acids. NCBI's taxonomy places the organism in Eukaryota, Metazoa, Chordata, Mammalia, Monotremata, Tachyglossidae. The record is from RefSeq and is a predicted model, not a curated record. The transcript is spliced from 4 exons.
AUGCCGUUUGGCCAAACGUUUCACAGGCCCGCAGUUCACGUUAAAAGGGCCCGCUUCCCCGGAAGAAGGCCGCCCCCGCAGGCCCCGCCCACCGCCUACGUCACCGGGACCCUGCCCGCUGAUAGGCCACUGCCACUGCCACCCGCCGCCAGAUCCCGCCCACCGUCUACGUCAUCGGGCCCUCCCACCGAUAGCCUCCGCCCACCGCCGACGUCACCGCCCCCGCUGAUAGGCCCCGCCCGCUGCCUCUCCCCGCCAGGCCCCGCCCACCUCACCGGUCUUCGCGCCCCGCCCACCACCUACGCCCCGCCCGCCGCCUACGUCUCGGGGCCCCGCCCACUGAUGAUAGGCCCUGCCCACUACCUCUCACGGCGGGGCCCCGCCCACCUCCAGGACCCGCCCACCGCCGGCCCACCGCCACGUCAUCAGGCCCCCGCUCACCGCCAGGCCCCGCCCACCGAAAGGCCCGGCCCACCGUCGCCUCAUCAAGUCCCGCCCACCACGUGCUUCGUCAGGGCCCCGCCCUCCGCCAGGCAGCGUCGUCAGGCCCCGCCCACCGCCUACGUCAUCAGGCCCCCUCUCACCGCCAGGCCCGCCCCACCGUACACGUCAUCAGGCCCCCUCUCACCCCCAGGCCCCGCCUGCCGCCUACGCAUCAGCCCCCGCCCACCGCAUACGUCACCAGGUUCGCUCACCGCCGGGGCCACGCCCACCACUUACGUCACCAGGCUCCGCCCACCGAGGGGCGGGGCCUCCCGUGGGUGCCGCGCGCUGUGGGCGGCGGGCACGCGGUCUCCGGCGCGCUCCCGACCGUGA